Messenger RNA from Xiphophorus couchianus (Monterrey platyfish), 2331 nucleotides. It is a transcript of the gene pwp1, whose product is annotated as PWP1 homolog, endonuclein. Bases 123 to 1622 code for a protein of 499 amino acids. The record is from RefSeq and is a predicted model, not a curated record. NCBI's taxonomy places the organism in Eukaryota, Metazoa, Chordata, Actinopteri, Cyprinodontiformes, Poeciliidae. The transcript is spliced from 15 exons. Gene Ontology annotation, cellular component: nucleus. Gene Ontology annotation, biological process: rRNA processing. Gene Ontology annotation, molecular function: protein binding.
GAGCGGUCCUAAUCUCUCACAUGUACCACAGUGUGCAUGCCUGAAGUGAUACAGUCUGAGAAGGGGGAUAAAAGGACAUUUUAUUAUAUUUACUGCUGCUGGUCUACAAGUAUUUUUACAUUAUGAGCUCCCAGAUUACGUGUGUCGGGUGGGUGAAGCGUGGCGUUGCCAAGGAAACCCCUGACAAGGUCGAGCUGAGCCAAGAGGAGCUUCAACGCAUCAUCACCGAAGCUAGAGACGAUCUGGGGGACGUAGCAGGGGAAGAUGAAGAUGAGGAGGAAGAUGAAGGUAUUCCACGUGAUGACGAUCCAUCUGGAGAAACAGUAGAUGAUGAUGAUGAUGAUGAUGAUGAGUUGGGUCCAAAGACUGGGAAUGAUGACGAGGAGGAAGACGAUGAACUGGCGGAGUAUGGGCUGGACAAGUAUGAUGAAGAGGAUGCAGCUACUGCUAACCUUGGUGACAGUCUAGCUGGGCUCACAGUGUUCAGCUCUAACGACGAGGAUCCCUACAUCACCAUCAAAGACACGGACCAGUAUGAGCGAGAAGACUUCCACAUCAAACCCACUGAUAACCUCAUCCUGGCUGGCAAAACGGAGAAGGACUGCUGCAACUUAGAGAUCUAUAUUUAUAACUCAGAGGAGGAAUCUAUGUAUGUCCAUCAUGACAUCCUGCUGCCAGCCUAUCCGUUGUGUGUGGAAUGGCUGGACUUCGAUCCCAACCCACAAGAGGGACGAGCUAACUACGUCGCCGUGGGCAACAUGACUCCACAGAUAGACGUGUGGGAUCUGGAUGUGGUGGACUGUUUGGAGCCAGUCUUCUCCCUCGGGAGCAAAAAGGCCUCCAAGAAGAAAAAGAAAAGCAAAAAGGGUGCAGCAGUGGAGCCUGUGGAGGGACACACAGAUGCAGUGUUGGAUUUAUCCUGGAACAAGCUGGUCAGGAAUGUGCUGGCCAGUGGAUCUGCAGACGACACGGUCGUCCUGUGGGAUCUGUCUCAAGGCAAGCCAGCCACAACUCUGCGGAAGCAUACAGACAAGGUCCAGACGUUGAGAUUUCAUCCCUUCGAGGCACAGACCUUGAUAUCUGGAUCAUAUGACAAGACAGCCGUCCUUUAUGACUGCCGGAAUCCAGACAGCAGCUUCAGAACCUGGAGGUUUAGUGGGCAAGUGGAGAGGCUGGCCUGGAACCACUUUUCACCCUUCAACUUCCUGGCCAGCACAGAAGACGGUUUCGUCUACUGUCUAGAUGCCCGCACCGAUAAACCAUUGUUCACACUAAAGGCACACGACGAAGAAGUGUCAGGUUUAGACCUCAGCAGCCAGAUCAAAGGAUGUCUCGUCACCUCAUCUGCUGACAAACACGUAAAGAUUUGGGACAUUUUAAGCAACAAGCCCAGCCUGGUGCACUCUCGAGACAUGAAAAUGGGGGUGCUGUUCUGUGCUUCGUGCUGCCCUGAUCUGCCCUUCGUCUACGCCUUCGGGGGACAGAAGGAUGGCUUGCGAAUUUGGGACAUAAGUGACGUUGCAGCAGUGAGCGAGGUGUUCGGCAGCCGAGAGCGCAUGACGGUGAACCCGGGAAGCCAGGCUUCCUCGCCUGCAGCCACAGCAGACAUGGAAGUCUCCUAGUGAUCUUCUGGCUCGUCUGUAACCAUAAAUUAGUCGAAUUACCAUGGAAACCCAGCAGGUUUCCCUGUCGUGCCUUGCCGCGAGAAGGGCAGAACUAGAUAAAUCUGAACUCACAGCGUAGAAUAAAGACUGACCAACAUGUAUCUAAAAAGACUGGAACACAAACUAGUUAAUAAAAUGGAAAUUACAAUAAUUAGAUGAGAUUAUCUGAUGGAGGCAGAAAUGCUAUUUUUUUAUAACUGUGCUAGUACACAUCGUACACAUUUUCUCAGAUCUUUGCCCCCGUGCCUCGCUCAGUGUAUUACAAGUACAAAUCACUAUUAAAAGUAGUAGUACUGAUUUACCUGUUCACACAAAAUACAUCAACUAAAGUGUUUUAUAGUAAUUACAAAUGUUAAGUUACCAGAUAUGUUGCUGUUGAAUCUGUUUUUAUUUUUUAUGUGGAUCCUAAUAUUACCAUUGGUCUUUGUUUGGCGUUCAGUUGUAAAACGAACAUUUUGUUUAAAGUAGAUCAAAUAUGGUAUAAAUUGUUUAGCGAUGUCAGUCUAUGGCUUCCGGUUGCAUGCACUAUAUGUUUAGCAUCUUUUUUGCUGAUGUUUUGGUUCCUGUUCACAAAUAACAUUAGCACCAUUUAAAUCUGUUUAAAGCAAUUAAAAACGUGUCACUGAAUGAAUAGAAGUGGGUUUUGAAUAAAUUUUGUUGCAAUAUA